Molecule: messenger RNA, 3220 nt
Organism: Grammomys surdaster
Lineage: Eukaryota; Metazoa; Chordata; Mammalia; Rodentia; Muridae
Gene: Wipf2
Product: WAS/WASL interacting protein family member 2
Exons: 8
Coding region: 273-1595 (440 amino acids)
Molecular function (GO): actin binding
Source: RefSeq, a predicted model, not a curated record
CCGCCUCCAUUUUGUUCGCGGACGCUGGGGACGGUGGGAGCGGAUCCAUUUCCGGGUUGGUAAAAGGGGCGGCGGCGAGAAAGAGAGCUUGCGGCGGGGCGAACGGGCUGGACUAAACCAGGACCGAGGUGACGGAGGAUUCGCUCCCGGAGCAGCCCCCGCCAGGUGGGCAAGACGCCGAGGCGGCUGAGCCCGCCACUGAGGUAUAUGAAUGACCUAAAGCUGCAAAUAAAGACGGAGAGGGAACGGUGCCAACUGGUAGCAGGGCAAGAAUGCCAAUUCCUCCUCCCCCUCCACCCCCGCCUGGUCCUCCCCCACCUCCCACAUUUAAUCAGGCAAACACAGAACAGCCCAAACUCAGUAGAGAUGAGCAGCGGAAUCGAGGCGCCCUCUUACAGGACAUUUGCAAAGGGACCAAACUGAAGAAGGUGACCCACGUGAAUGACCGGAGUGCUCCUGCCAUCGAGAAGCCCAAAGGGAGCAGUGGUGGCUACGGGCCGGGAGCAGCUGCUUUGCAGCCCAAGGGAGGCCUCUUUCAAGGAGGAGUGCCGAAGCUCCGCCCUGUGGGAGCCAAGGAUGCUUCAGAGAUUCCAGCUGGUAAGCCAGCCAUGCAGGUCCCCAGUUCUCGAGCUGCUGCUCCAAGACCUCCGGGGUCUGCAGCCAGUGGGCGUCCUCACGAUGAUACCGAAAGCAGCCGAGCCUCCCUCCCAGAACUGCCCCGGAUGCAGAGACCCUCCUUACCGGACCUCUCUCGGCCCAACGCCACCAGUGGCACAGGAAUGAAGCACAGCUCCUCUGCACCUCCCCCACCACCUCCAGGGCGGCGUGCCAACGCACCCCCUACUCCUCUGCCUCUGCACAGCAACAAAGCCCAAGCCUACAACAGGGAGAAACCGUUGCCUCCAACACCUGGACAGAGGCUGCACCCUGGUCGAGAAGGACAUCCUACUCCACCCCCUGUAAAGCCACCUCCUUCCCCUGUGAACGUCAGAACAGGACCCAGUGGCCAGUCUCUGGCUCCUCCCCCACCGCCUUACCGUCAGCCUCCUGGGGUCCCCAAUGGGCCCUCAAGCCCCACCAAUGAGUCAGCCCCUGAGCUGCCACAGAGACACAAUUCUUUGCAUAGGAAAACACCAGGGCCUGUCCGAGGCCUUGCACCUCCUCCACCCGCCUCAGCCACCCCUUCUUUGUUGAGUAACAGGCCACCUCCCCCAGCCCGAGACCCUCCUAGCAGGGGAGCAGCUCCUCCACCCCCACCGCCCAUGAUCCGAAAUGGUGCCAGGGAUGCUCCCCCUCCCCCUCCCCCUUACCGGAUGCAUGGGUCAGAACCACCAAGCAGAGGAAAGCCCCCACCUCCACCCUCAAGGACACCAGCUGGGCCACCCCCUCCUCCACCACCACCCUUGCGGAAUGGCCAUAGAGACUCCAUCACCACUGUCCGCUCCUUCUUGGAUGAUUUUGAGUCUAAGUACUCCUUCCAUCCAGUGGAGGACUUCCCUGCUCCAGAAGAAUAUAAGCAUCUUCAAAGAGUGUACCCCAGCAAAACCAACCGAGCUGCCCGUGGAGCCCCACCUCUGCCGCCCAUUCUCAGGUGAAGCCUCGCAUGGUCCUGCUCCUCAGGAAAAGGAUGGACCUCCUCUUCUCAGAUGGUCCCCCAACCCCUAACACCUGCAUGAGAGCUCCUACAGUGUUUCUCCAGUGCAACCGACCCUAGACUCUGAGCAUCCUCCCAGCCCAGCGCCAUCUAUGCAUCUCCUCUCUGGACUUGGUGAUUGGACUCUUCCUAUUGGCAGUAGGGUCUCAUGCCCAGAUCCACCUUCUUCCAGCAAGCCCUGCCUGCCAGGGGAGGAGAAAGCUUCCAUGUCUCCCGCUUUCUUCCAGGGAAAGGUGCCUUGUUAUGGUGAAUGGACUCACAUUGGGCAGGGUAGAAAACGGAACCCCUGUCUCUGUCGUUCACUGAGGGCGAAGUGUGGUGUGUGCAUUAUAGUCCAUAUUUAGGAGGUUGGUGUGGCCAGGACUUCUGAGGAAAGGGGAUUCCGUGAUGCAGGAAGGGGAUUUGCAGAGAAGUGAUCUGUUUUAAAGGUCAGGUUACAGAAAGGACAAGGAAAUGCGUCUUCUUCAGUUUUAAGAGUGUCUUGGUUUUGUUCUCAUCCCUCUUCCCCUAUCCCAAGAGAUGAGUUGUACAUACACACUAACUACUAAUCAGUUAGCUAAAUAGUGAAAGGGCGUGAGGUAAAUGAGGAUCAUUUUAGAGCUAGUCAGCUCUUGCGCAGCUAAGGGCCAGGGCUGUCCAAGCUCUGGGGCCUCCUGCCCCUUCUCUAGGGUGCUAGGCUGAAGGGUGUCCUUUCCGAAUCCCUCAAGAGAAGAGUCACUUUUUAUUGAGGGCAUUGUCCAUUCCCAAGUCACAGACCCUACAGACUUCUUAUAAGACAUGAUAAGAUAGGGCCUUAACCACACCCUCCUGAUUGCUUCAGUUUUUUCUGAGUAACCCUGUAGUGGUCAGCAGCCUGAGUCCUUCAGCCCCUGGGGAAUGCUCCAGGGGGACUAAGAAGGAAGUCAGGAAGCAUUCACUUCACAGGAGUGUCUGGCUCUUCAGGGCCAGUGAGGUCUUGACAGCCUGCUCAUACUGAGAAUCUCAUACCCAUCUGACAGCAACAAGCUCUUCCUGUUUCCUCUGCCACCGUACCUUCCUGAGACUGCAGGGUUUAAGGCCACAGAAUAGAAAAGGGAACUUCAGGGGGAUAUGCAAAGUCCUCUAAACCAAGAAACACAAAGACUUAGGGAGGCACGCCACCAUCCAGGAGGCAAGUCUUCCCUGGCGGCCAGCAGUUCAUUGUUUCUUUGUCUUCCAGGUUGUAGGUAAACAGCACAGGAAGUGGAUGUCCCAACUGAGGUUGUUGGUCUGUUGGCCAGGGAGUGUCUCUUCUCCAACAGCAAUGUGAGGCACUUGAACUCUAUACCCAAAGAAGUUGGUUUCCUAUGGUCCUUGAUCUGGCCACAAGCUGCUCAAAUCUUGCAUGACAGUAGGGAGACGGGACUGUUCUAUGAAUUGGGUAGGGGAAGCUAGUGAAGAACUUCCAUAUACACCACAGGGUUAAACUGUCAUAAGAACUGACCGACCUUCCUUCCUUCCUUCCUUCCUUUCUUUUUUCCUUUCUUAUUUUUAUUCUUACUCUUUUUUUCCCCUGAGACAGGGUUUCUCUGUGCAUUCCUGGCUGUC